AUGGAAGUGAAGCCGCACACGCUGGUGUCCGCGCCGGGCCUCCUCGACGCGCUCACCGCCGCGCUCCGCACCGACGCCGCGCACCACGCCGCCGCCACCGUCCACAGCCUCCUCUGCGCCGAGGCCCACCGCGCCACCGUCGGGGCCCGGCGGCCGCUCCUCGCCGCGCUCGUCGCGCUCCUCCGCGCGUCGCCCAGCACCCGCGCCACCAAGGACGCGCUCAAGGCGCUCUUCGGCGUCGCGCUCUACCCGCCCAACCGCGCCACGCUCGUCUCGCUCGGCGUCGUGCAGGCGCUCUUCGCGCUCGUCAUGACGGACGGACGCAACGGGAUCGUCGAGGACGCCACCGCCGUCGUCGCGCAGGUGGCCGGCUGCGCCGAGAGCCUCGAGGCCUUCAGGUGGGUGUCCGGGGUGCGGAUCCUCCUCGACCUCGUCGAGCAGGGGGGCGCCGCCACGGCGAGGGCCAGGGAGAACGCGGCAGCCGCGCUGCUCAACCUCGUCGUGGCCGGCGGCGAUCCGGCGGUAGAAGAGGUGGUCGCUGUCGGUGGCGCCGAGGAGACCGUGCGGGAGCUGGCCGAGGACACCACGGCCAGCCCGAGAGGGAAGGCGAAGGCGGAGGCGCUGCUACGGGCGCUGGAGGGCGCCGGCGCCGCCGCGAGGAGGCGCGAGCACCGGCUCGCCGAUUUCCUCAACGGGCUGGUGCAGUCGGACCCGUACAUCUCGUCGCCGGCGUCGGCGUCGACGCACGGCUAG
Molecule: messenger RNA, 753 nt
Organism: Setaria italica (foxtail millet)
Lineage: Eukaryota; Viridiplantae; Streptophyta; Magnoliopsida; Poales; Poaceae
Product: U-box domain-containing protein 4
Exons: 2
Coding region: 1-753 (250 amino acids)
Cellular component (GO): nucleus; cytoplasm
Source: RefSeq, a predicted model, not a curated record